Molecule: messenger RNA, 342 nt
Organism: Psilocybe cubensis
Lineage: Eukaryota; Fungi; Basidiomycota; Agaricomycetes; Agaricales; Agrocybaceae
Exons: 3
Coding region: 1-342 (113 amino acids)
Source: RefSeq, a predicted model, not a curated record
AUGGAAUCGGAGGAUUUCGACCAAGGAGACACGACACUUUGCUCAAUGGAGGAUUCCUCAGUGAUGGAUUUCACUCCAUUGUUCUCGCACGAUUCUUCGGUGGACUUUGGCAAGGCAAACUUCAAAGCGGCAUACCCUUCAAGCAUUUUCGACUCAUUUGAUAUGGAUAAGGACCAAUGCACUCUACUCGUACAAGCCAGUGCACGUAUCAGUGAGAUUUUACGUGAAAAUCGCCGACGGCUUGACUCGGGAGAAGAUCUAUGCAUUUCGCGCAGGGAAGCUCGUCGUAAACGUGCCCAAGAGAUAUCUGCCGCCCGAAAAACACGACACUGUCUACUUUGA